Messenger RNA from Morone saxatilis (striped sea-bass), 1980 nucleotides. RefSeq names its product arsenite methyltransferase (gene as3mt). The record is from RefSeq and is a predicted model, not a curated record. The transcript has 10 exons. Gene Ontology annotation, molecular function: arsenite methyltransferase activity. Lineage: Eukaryota; Metazoa; Chordata; Actinopteri; Moronidae. Gene Ontology annotation, biological process: toxin metabolic process; arsonoacetate metabolic process. The coding region runs from base 93 to 1322 and encodes 409 amino acids. Gene Ontology annotation, cellular component: cytosol.
GUACACACACCAAUGUUCAUUUUGGUCAAACCACUACUGACUGAAAGCUUUCCUCGACACACACUGGACACUGUGGGUUAGAAGUCGACACAAUGGCUCAAGACAAGAGUGCGUCUGCAAAAGGCUUCGUUGAUAGCGCCAUUCACCUGGAUGUCAAGGACUAUUAUGGCAAGGUGCUGAAGAAAUCCUCAGACCUGAGGACCAACGCCUGUGUGGCUCCAACACAGCCCAUCCCUGCCUUCAUCCGCCAGGCUCUGAAGAAAGUGCACCCUGAAGUCACCGACAGGUACUAUGGCUGUGGUCUGGUGGUGCCAGAGUGCUUGGAGGGCUGCAGGAUACUGGACUUGGGCAGCGGAAGUGGGAGAGACUGCUACAUGCUGAGUCAGCUGGUGGGCGAGAAGGGCCAUGUCACUGGCAUUGAUAUGACUGAGGACCAGCUUGAAGUGGCCAGGACAUAUGUGGACUAUCACAUGAAAGAGUUUGGCUACAAGAAGACCAAUGUCAGUUUUGUCCAGGGCUACAUUGAGGCCCUAACAGAUGCGGGUUUGGAAAAGAACUCAUUUGACAUCAUAAUUUCCAACUGUGUGGUAAAUCUAUCUCCAGACAAGAAGCGAGUACUGGCCGAAGCUUACAGUGUCCUCAAGGAUGGUGGUGAGCUGUACUUCAGUGACGUCUACAGCAGUGGAAGACUAACAGAGGAAAUUAAAAAUCACACAGUCCUGUGGGGUGAAUGUCUUGGUGGAGCACUCUGGUGGAAAGAUCUGUUGCAAUUGGCUGAAGAAGUGGGCUUCAGCCGACCACGGCUGGUUACAGCCAGUGUCAUCACUGUCAACAACAAAGAACUGCAGGAUGUUCUGGGUGACUUCAAGUUUGUCUCUGCUACAUACCGCCUCUUCAAGGUCCCUAAAGGCAACACCAAGGCCUGUCAGGUCAUAUAUAAUGGGGACAUUACAGGAGCGGAGGACAGCUUCCAGUUUGAUUGUCAGUACUUGUUCAAGGUCUGCAGAGCCCCACAGUACAAGAACAAGGUAAAAGUCCCCUGCUCAUGCACUGUGUAUGCAAAUGAUGUCAAAUGUGUGUGUAUUUCACAGGCCGGUGACGUGGUGGAAGUUGAUGGGGAGGUGGCCACCGUCCUGACCCAUUCCAGAUUUACGGAGGACUUCACUUUCCAGCCACCGGGAGCCCCCUGUGAGCCCUGUGGAGUCAAACCUAAGACAGGUGUUGUGGAUCCUUUCGAGCUGGUGGCUCAGCUGGAGAAACAAAGUCCAGGUUCAGCCACAGGGGGAUGCUGCAGCACACAGUCUGCUGCCUGCUGCAAAUGAUGGUGGGAAGAGCAUUGAGAAAAACAAGCCCAGCAUCAUACUGUGUAUGCCUAAUAAUAACAGUAGUUCAAAUGCACUGAGUUAAUCAUGCCUAUUGCAAUGUCAUUAUUUGUGUCUUAUUGACAUUUCAAAUGAGAUUUCAGCAACUGAAAUGAAUUCUACUUACUUACACAUGAAAAUGUGUCUGACUGAUGUUCUGUGCACAUUUAUUUCAGUCAAUCUCCUCCACUGGAAAAACAGAAAAGACAGAAUUUAAUUGAUUUAAAUAAUAAUUUUGCAUAAAUAUUUUUUUCUUUGGCUUUGUAUCAAAGCAAAAUCUGAAAGCCAAACAAUUCUAAACCUGUACAUAAUCUUAAACUGUUUUAGACACUGCUGAAUACUUAUUAUUAAACUUCUUAUUAAACUUUUUUUUGUCUACAGUCUUACACAUCUGAAUUUCCUAUCCAUGCCAGCCAUCAAGACUUUUCCCACCUUUGCCUUAACAAAUGACUAUCUCAAUUGUAAUACCUCUAAUUGUAUUGACUUGUUUAGGCAGUAUAGUUACAGGUUCUGCAUUAGUUUAGGCUUUGCAACAGUAUUGUAAUUAAUAUAAGCAGUAUUAUGUUAAUUAUUAUGUGUAUUUCUGUUAUAAGACAAUAAAUAUUGCCAGUCAUUUGAA